Oncorhynchus tshawytscha (Chinook salmon) is the source of this 1933-nucleotide messenger RNA. Its product is annotated as cysteine and histidine-rich domain-containing protein 1. The record is from RefSeq and is a predicted model, not a curated record. Lineage: Eukaryota; Metazoa; Chordata; Actinopteri; Salmoniformes; Salmonidae. The coding region runs from base 222 to 1226 and encodes 334 amino acids. The transcript is spliced from 11 exons.
GCCUGCAAACAACACUGGCUGGCUGGUUAACGAAAGUUCCCGAACUCCACCGGCAUUUCCCGGAACUGUGUGCGGCAAAUGUACAUGAGGAAACACAUGGCCAGGCACGCUGAUCAACUGCAUAAUAUAUAUCAAAAUAUUCUAUUAAACAUCUGGCUGCUUUACAUCCUAAUUGAAUAUAGUAUAUUUUAAUAGCCCGACGAGUUCUCAGUUCGUUCAUCAUGACGUUGAUGUGCUACAACAAAGGUUGCGGACAACGAUUUGACCCAGACGACAACGCUGGUGAUGCCUGCACCUUUCACCCUGGCGUGCCUGUUUUUCACGAUGCUCUUAAGGGCUGGUCCUGCUGCACGAGACGCACCACGGACUUCUCAGACUUCCUCAGCAUAGAGGGCUGCAGCAGAGGUAUCCAUAACAGAGAGAAGCCAGUGGAGCCGAUCCUGCCGGAGGUGACGAGCUCAGAGGGGAGGAGAGAGAAGGGGGAGGAGCUAAAGCCUCGCGGUGACCCCUAUAUCAUUCAGGCUCCUAAACCACUAGAGCUGAUACACAGACCCAGUGGUGAUGAGCCCCUGGUCAGACUUCAGCAGAAGGUGUUCUCCUCUCUGAGACAGGCUCUGGAGAAAGUCCAGCUGGCAGAGAGCAGCCAACCUCACAACACAGAGGAAGAGGGGGUGAAGAUUGGCACGUCCUGUAAGAAUGGAGGAUGCUCCAAGUCUUUCUCUGGUCCAGGGAGUAACGAGGAGAAGUGUAAACACCACCCUGGAGUCCCUAACUUCCACGAGGGGAUGAAGUUCUGGAGCUGCUGUAGGAGGAAGUCGUCUGACUUUAACUGUUUCCUGGCCCAGGAGGGCUGCACCAUAGGAAGUCACCUCUGGAGGAAACCAGACAAGGGGAUGAAGGUGGUACCAUGUCGGUUCGAUUGGCACCAGACAGGCGGCCAGGUCAUCAUCUCGAUCUAUGCCAAGAACUCUCUACCAGAGCUCAGCUAUGCAGAGGCCAACGGCACCACGGUGAUCAUCCGUGUGGUCUUUGAGGGAGAGAAGGAGUUUGAGCAGAAGAUCAACUUAUGGGGGGUGAUCGAUGUGACUAGCAGUGUGGUGAACAUGAUGUCUUCCAAGAUGGAGAUCUCUAUGGGGAAGGGGGAGCCAAUCACCUGGGCCCGUCUGGACCUGCCCUCUCCCACAGACACGCCCACUGAGGGGGGGAAUGGGAUUGGAAAGGCGUAGAACUAGACAGAAGGAAAUCAAUCACAUGGUACAUGCUCCUCCCAUAUGUUUUAGUGAACCUGUUGAAGAUCGGCUGAGAGCAGUAUUUAUUACUGACAUGCUACUCAGAAUGCGGAGGCUAAACUUCACUGAAACACUGUCUGAAGGCGAUAACCAUCAGGUCUUCCUACUGAAACACAGUAACCAUCAGGUCUUCUUACUACCUCCUCACUUGAAAAGAGAUGCAGGCAGCUAUCACCCUAGCAUCCCUCAUCAGGAUCUGUAUCUAAGGAGCAAUUUGGGACAGCCAGUCAGAAUGUAAACUGUUCUCAACCUCAACCACACACACACACACACACACACACACCAGAGGAGGACGGGCUCAUUGGAAUGGCUGGAAGGAAUUGAACAGAGUCGAAUGUGGUUUCCAUAUGUGUUUGAUACCUUUUCAUUCAUGCCACACACACACAGUCCUUCUGUUCUUUGUCAAUUGCAUUUGAGGAUAUUUGUGCCAUUUAUUAAUAUUAGUUGCCUUCCAGAAAAUGUAACCUGUCAAAUUAAGUUCUCUUACUUUAACAGUCUUUGUUUUGGGUUUUAAUUGUUUUUGCUCACUUCUGAGAUCUGUGAUUUAGUUUCACUCUUUACUUGCUGUAGUUUGUUUUCAUACAAGGCAAAUAAAGCUAUGUGCUCUCCCACAGACUUAAUAAACCUCUGAACCUACAUUGUAA